Messenger RNA from Gossypium raimondii (Peruvian cotton), 666 nucleotides. RefSeq lists its product as uncharacterized. The coding region runs from base 1 to 666 and encodes 221 amino acids. The transcript has a single exon. NCBI's taxonomy places the organism in Eukaryota, Viridiplantae, Streptophyta, Magnoliopsida, Malvales, Malvaceae. The record is from RefSeq and is a predicted model, not a curated record.
AUGGUACAACAAGAUCGAUGGGUAUUUUCGAAGAAAGGGUACAUGAGAAGUGAGAACGAGCCCACCUUGUACGUGAAAAAUGAAGGUAAAAAUGAUUUCAUCAUUGUUUGUCUUUACGUUGAUGAUAUCAUUUAUACUAGUUCCUCUAACUUACUUGUUAAUGAAUUUAAGUCUCAAAUGAUGAAUGAAUUUGAGAUGUCCGAUAUGGGUUUAUUGCAUUAUUUCCUCGGUCUUGAAAUUCAUCAAGCUGAUGAUGGAAUUUUUAUCUCACAAAGGAAAUAUGCCAAGGAUCUUCUCAGUAAAUUUAGUAUGCUUAAUUGCAAGCCUGCAGCUACACCCAUGAAUAUCAAUGAAAAAUUACAGCAAGAGGAUGGAGAAGAAAUGGUAGAUGCAAGGAGGUUUAGAAGCUUGGUUGGAGGUUUAAUCUAUUUGACUCACACUAGACCCGAUAUUGCAUUUCCUGUUGGUGUUAUUUCCAGGUUUAUGCAGCAACCUUCAAAGGUUCAUUAUGGAGCAGAAAAACGAGUCUUGCGAUACAUUCUUUGGAACUUGAGUAUGGCAUAUGGUACUCAAAACUUUAGAUUUCAGAUUGUGUGGGUUCACGACGGUGAUUGGGCAAGUUCUCUAGAUGAUAAAAGAAGUGUAUCAACAUUUGUUUUACUCUAG